Messenger RNA from Cololabis saira (Pacific saury), 2353 nucleotides. RefSeq names its product ADP-ribosylation factor-like 13A (gene arl13a). Gene Ontology annotation, cellular component: non-motile cilium; ciliary membrane. The transcript is spliced from 10 exons. Lineage: Eukaryota; Metazoa; Chordata; Actinopteri; Beloniformes; Belonidae. The coding region runs from base 80 to 1411 and encodes 443 amino acids. Gene Ontology annotation, biological process: non-motile cilium assembly; receptor localization to non-motile cilium. The record is from RefSeq and is a predicted model, not a curated record. Gene Ontology annotation, molecular function: GTP binding; GTPase activity.
GCUUAGCGUGAGCCUGAUUAGUUUGUUUUGCAGCAGGUGGGUGCAUGAUGAUAGUAGGGAGAAGCAUCCAAACAAAUGCAUGGACAUAAACUUACUUCUGUACCAGUUCCAGAAAAGAUGGUGGCCACUGUGCACACCUUGUUCACCUCAAGAAAACAUGUUCAACCUGAUAACCAACUGCUUCUCCUGGGUCUCCAAAAUACAGGAGCCAAUCAGGAAGGUGACCGUUCUCGUGGUUGGUAUUGACAAAGCAGGGAAGACCUCCUCCGUCAGAGGCAUGUUAAGAGUCCCCCAUGGUGUAGACGCUGGGCCCACCCAUGGCUGCAUUAGAAAUGAGCUGAGAGUGGAGAACUAUCUGGUCACGCUGUUGGAUGUGGGAGGAUCAGUGGACUCGAGAGGAGCCUGGAGGCAGCUCAGCGGAGAAGCCCAUGGCAUCAUCUUUGUGGUGGACUCCAGUGACAGGCAGAGGAUGAAGGAGGUCAAGGAAGUUCUUACGGACUUUCUGAAGCAGCCGAGGGUUGCAGGAAAACCACUAUUAGUGUUGGCAAACAAACAGGAUAAAAUGAAUGCUUUGCUGGGAACCGAACUGAUUGAGAUCCUAUCUCUGGAGAGAUUGGUGAACCAGAGCCGCUCCCUGUGCCAUAUCGAGCCUUGUUCAGCCUUAAUGGACCUGCGGCGCUGGUCGGACAGAAAGACUCUGCGAGGUCUUCGCUGGCUGCUUCGUGCCGUUAGUCUGGGUUAUCCAGAGCUCUGUGCUCGUAUAGCCCUAGACAGCAAGAGGCCCCUGGAGCCAAAAGAAAAGGAGAGGAAUGGAAAAGCUGAGAAAGUGCGCAGAAAAGGCAAAGCUGAACGAAUGAGAUCCAGCAAGACCGAUCUGCGUCAGGUUCGUCGUCCCAAAGAGAAGGAGAAGAAGACCAAGGGCGAAGGAAAACUCCAACCCAUUCGCAACAUGUUACAAAAGGAGGCUACGCUGGAAAAGAAGCUGAAUACAAAGAAGAAGAAGAAACCCGUUAAGGUAAAAGAAAGUCAGAAAGAUGACAAGGAAAUUCAUGCGGAGGAGGAAGAAGAGGUUGAUGGUAACGAAGGGGAACAAGAAAACUCCUGUCACAGAGACAAAGCCAGCACGGCCCUGAUCCCUCCGAAAAAAAGCAAGCUGAAAUCCAAGAGAAAGGUGAAAAAGGAGACGCCGGACGUGCAGGAAUCACUACAAAAUGACGAGACGCUGCUCAAAGUCAAGGAAGAAAGGAGGAAGAAGAAGAAAGUUGUGAAAGUAAAAAGGACAAACAAAAUCAACACAGAGGAUACACCUGGCGAUUACUCACAACCCUUGGACCUCUCUGCGACGAUUGAUCUUUACCGAAAAGCAAUACUGGCUCUGAAGGAACGUCAGGAUCAGGAUCAGGGGCAGUGAGAGUGAACCCUGGUUGUGUCCUGCCCCCUGAGUGUGAGGAUGUGAUCCAAAAAAAAGUCUUAUGCAACACUGCAUCACUUAUAUUUAAAAAAAAAAAGCACAGAAAAGAAAAUGCUAUUUCUAUAUCAGUGACUAUGCAAUAGACAAACUACCUGAUCCCUGAACCUUUGGAGAGGAACUGCAAGUCCAUUGUGUGUUGAAGGAAAGGUGAAUAACUGUGAAUAAAUAAAAACAAAACAAUAAUGUAAAUUAUAAAAUAUAAGUUAAUUACUGUGGAAGGAUGUUGUAUUCAGUUUUAAAGGAAUAAAAGCUAUGUUUUUUCUGAAUUAGUUUACAUUAAAUCGAAAACAAAACAAAAAUAUCUGCUCUGUUUAUUCUGAAUUCAACAGAUAAUAAAGGCUCCAUUAAACAGUAGCUGCAUUAGCAUGUUUUAUGAUAAUGAUUAGAGACCUCUCAUUGCAUCAACAACAGUAAUACUAGAUAUUGGGUUAUACCCAGUAGAGAAUCAGAUAAAAACAAAAAAAUGUGUCCUUAAAAAUUGACUCAGUAAUGCAGAAAGAAAUCCUGCAAAUUCAAAAAGACAAAACUGUUUUUAUCCAUUAAAAAUAUCUUAAAUCAAUAAAACUAAAUAAAAAAAAAAGAAGAAACUAUCAUGUAGAAAAACAAAGAAAAAUUAAAUGAAUACAGAAAAUGAGAAAAUGUUUUUAUUUUAAUUCAGAAAAACUGAGCUUUUGCUUCCAAGUGAGUGCAGUACCUCCCAUAAUGAACAUGUGUACUUGGCCAAAAUGUAUUUGAAUGUAAGGGAAUUGUGGUUUUUGAACUAUGCUUUUUUUAUGACUUGUACAUUUUUUAGCACUGAGCAAAGCUCUAGGAAAUGUAUGGCACAUUGAAUCUACAAGCAAAUUUGUUAUUGUAUAAUUAAUAAACAUUUUGUGUCUAUAA